This is a messenger RNA of Miscanthus lutarioriparius, 1404 nucleotides long. Lineage: Eukaryota; Viridiplantae; Streptophyta; Magnoliopsida; Poales; Poaceae. The record is from the annotation of a GenBank genome assembly.
AUGGGGUGGCCGGUGCGCGUUCGGAGGCCCCCGGUGCUGCAGUCCAAGCUGCUGUGCCUGUCCCUGCUCUACCUCCUCACCACGCUCCCGCCCGCGCUCUACGUCUCCUUCACCGACCCCGGCCGCCGCGGCUGCCUCCGCCUCCUGCCCUUCCCCUCCCCACCCAAGCCGCUCUUCCGAUACCCGCCCGGCUACGGCGAGCACAGGCACGCCCUGCCCACCCCGCGCGAGCUCUGCUCCAACCCCGUCGCCUUCGGAGACUACAAGACUGCCUUGGAAGAGAUCCAUGGCCUCUGCCGCAACACCUCGGCGUCCCCUGCGUUGCGGUACCAGAAUGGCAGGAGGGCCACGUUUGCAGGGAACUUCUCGGCCGAGGAACGGAGAUCCUUCUUCAGCCACACAGACGACCAAGUGGCGAUUCCCUGCGGGUUCUUCCGGGAAUUUCCCGUCCCAGAACAUGACAGAUUGGCCAUGGAGAAGUGCAGGGGCGUGGUGGUGGCGUCGGCGAUCAUGAACGACUACGACAAGGUCCGGCAGCCCAGGGGACUGGGUUCCGAGACGCUACGCACUGCGUGCUUCUUCCUAUUCAUCGACGACGCCACCCGCGGUGUCCUCGAGCGGCAGGGCGUCCUUCCUGCCCACGACGCGCGUGGCGGCGGCGGAGGCAAACACACCACCGUCGGCGCGUGGCGCGUGGUGACGCUGGGUGGUCGUCGUGCCGGCGGCGGGCGCCUCCCCUACGAGGACCCGGCGAUGAACGGCGUGGUCGCCAAGCACCUGCUGCACCGGCUGUUCCCGAACGCCAUGUUCAGCGUGUGGGUGGAUGCCAAGGUGCAGCUCACGGUGGACCCGGCGCUGCUGGUGCACGCGCUCCUGGUCCGCGAGCGCGCGGACGUGGCGGUGUCCAGGCACCCCUUCAACCGCCACACCAUGGAGGAGGCCAUCGCGACGGCGCGGUGGCGCAAGUGCCGCGACGUCGACGCCGUCAGGGCGCAGAUGGAGACCUACUGCGCCAACGGCCUGCAGCCAUGGUCCCCCAGCAAGCUUCCAUAUCCGUCGGAUGUGCCGGACACGGCGGUCAUCAUCAGGAGGCACGGCGUGGCCAGCGACCUAUUCUCCUGCCUGCUGUUCAACGAGCUGGAGGCGUUCAGCCCGCGGGACCAGCUCGCGUUCGCCUACGUCAGGGACCACAUGAGCCCCAAGCUGAGCAUCAACAUGUUCGAGGUCGAGGUGUUCGAGCAGAUCGCCGUCGAGUACCGGCACAACCUCAAGCCUGGCGGCGGCAGCGGCGGCGGCGGCCGAGGGAAGCAGCAGGGCGGCACCAGGAUGGCGUCCUCGAGAGACAUCGCCGGGAGCAGCUGCGAGAGGUAUCUUCUCAAGAUGUGGGGGGAGUCUGCUGACUAA